GGGCUUGGUUGUCCAAUUUUCUCUUUCAAGUCAACCAUAGUCAACUUUGCGUUCUUCAGGGGCGGCUGUGUAAGAUUCUGCCGUUUUCGUAACACAAACUCUCCAGCGUUAGGAACCGAUACAAAAUCUAAGCACAUAGAUGUCAAACGAAAUCGUACAACAAGGGUAGCAUACAGUACCACAAGGGACAACUCAGACCAGAGCGACGAGGCAGCCAUGAAUGUGUUUAGGUUAGCGGGGGACAUGACCCACCUCCUCAGCAUAAUUGUUCUUCUCCUCAAAAUCCGCACAAUGAAAUCCUGUGCUGGAAUUUCAUUAAAGACCCAGGAACUGUAUGCUUUAUUGUUCCUUACGCGGUACCUCGAUUUGUUCACAAAGUACUAUUCCUUCUACAAUACUGUCAUGAAACUAAUUUUCAUUGGAACCUCGAUAUGUAUUGUCUGGUAUAUGAGGUUUCACAAAGUAGUAAAGCAAACAUACAACAAAGACCAAGAUACUUUCAGACACUACUUUCUGAUUCCUCCAUGCUUCGUGCUGGCUCUUUUUGUUCAUCGUACGUUUACAGUAAUGGAGGUUCUUUGGACAUUCUCCCUUUAUCUUGAAGCGGUAGCAAUUAUACCACAGUUGAUAAUGCUGCAACAGACUAAGAACAUUGACAACUUGACUGGGAAUUAUGUAUUUCUUCUAGGUGCUUAUCGUGCGUUAUAUCUUAUGAAUUGGAUAUAUCGUUUCUUCAUUGAGACACACAAAGUUCGCUGGAUCCCUUGGUUAUCUGGCUUGGUUCAGACAGCUCUUUAUGCCGACUUCUUCUACUACUAUAUAAAGAGCUGGAAGAACCAUGAGAAGCUCAAGCUCCCUGCUUGAUGUUGUUUGCUACUGGACUUCGAGAUGGAAGGAAUACUGGACUCCAACAGAUAUUAGACUUGUCUGUUUUCUUUUUCCUUUUGGGGUUUUACCAUGUGGAGUGCCUGAGUCAAUGAAACAGCACAUUUUUCACCUGUCUACUGACUAAACUUCUUCAACAACUGUCUGACCGACUACAUUAAAUAUUAGAUACUGGUUAUUAUGGCCUAAGUUGCUACUUUAAGGGUAUGCUUGUUAUGAAUGGGUUAUAACGUUUAAUCUAGUUUUUGCAAUGAAAAUCUCUUCAAGGGCCUGCUUGGGAGUUUUGGCGUACCA
Molecule: messenger RNA, 1179 nt
Organism: Olea europaea var. sylvestris
Lineage: Eukaryota; Viridiplantae; Streptophyta; Magnoliopsida; Lamiales; Oleaceae
Product: ER lumen protein-retaining receptor-like
Exons: 6
Coding region: 217-864 (215 amino acids)
Biological process (GO): endoplasmic reticulum to Golgi vesicle-mediated transport; protein retention in ER lumen
Cellular component (GO): membrane; endoplasmic reticulum; cis-Golgi network
Molecular function (GO): ER lumen protein retrieval receptor activity
Source: RefSeq, a predicted model, not a curated record